Aspergillus puulaauensis is the source of this 1287-nucleotide messenger RNA. RefSeq lists its product as uncharacterized. The record is from RefSeq and is a predicted model, not a curated record. Gene Ontology annotation, molecular function: transmembrane transporter activity. Gene Ontology annotation, biological process: transmembrane transport. The coding region runs from base 1 to 1287 and encodes 428 amino acids. Lineage: Eukaryota; Fungi; Ascomycota; Eurotiomycetes; Eurotiales; Aspergillaceae. The transcript is spliced from 2 exons. Gene Ontology annotation, cellular component: fungal-type vacuole membrane.
AUGCACCACGAGUCCGAAGUCAAUGGAUACAACUACCCAGAAGGCGGCUUGCGGGCCAACCUCGUCGUGGCUGGAAGCUUCAGUUCCAUCAUGGGCGGACUGGGCCUGAUGAACAGCAUCGGCAUCUACCAGGCCUGGAUUUCAGCGCACCAACUCUCGUCCCUGGACGCCGGGCAAAUAGGGUGGAUCUUUGGUCUCUACAACUUCAUGGUUUUCUUCUGCGGUAUCCAGAUCGGUCCUGUUUUCGAUUCGCGCGGCCCGCUCCUGCUAAUGUGCACCGGGUCUGCAUUGCUCGUUAUCGCCUUCAUCUGCAUGGGCUUUUGCACGCUGUACUGGCAUUUCCUCGUUGUCAUUGGCAUCCUAGGUGGUAUGGGCACCAGCUUCAUCUUCAUUGUCCCCGUGGCGUGUAUCGGCCAUUACUUCUGCCGAAGACGCGGCGCGGCCACGGGGCUGGCGUUAUCGGGGGGCAGCAUUGGGGGCGUGAUAUUCCCGCUUGUACUCGAGAUACUGGCACCAAGAAUUGGAUUCGCGUGGGCGACUCGAGUAAUCGGUCUGAUUACGCUCGUCCUCUUGAUCCCGGGCGUGUUGCUCGUCCGCGCGAAUCUCCCACCCAAACCGCCCUCAGCUAAGGUGUUUUUGCCUGAUCUUUCGAUCCUCAAGGACCCUGUUCUGGCUCUAACCACGAUGGGCGUGUUCUUCAUUGAGUGGGGGUUCUUCAUCCCGCUGGAGUAUAUCGCUUCGUACUCCCUGGAAACAGGCAUCGACCGCCGAACAGCAUACCUGAUGGUAGUCUUCCUCAACGCGGGCUCAUUCCCCGGUCGUUGGCUUCCGGGUAUUCUAGCAGAUAGGUUCGGCCGAUUCAACACACUGCUUUUAACAAACAUCAUAUGCCUGGUCUCUGUGCUGGCCGUCUGGAUGCCGGCAGCCGGGAACGUUGUCGCAGUCAUUAUAUUCUCGGUUGUAUUUGGUUUCGCGAGCGGAAGCAAUAUUAGCCUCGUACCUGUAUGCGUCGGUGAACUGUGUCCAGUUGAGAACUAUGGUCGGUAUUAUACGACUGUGUAUACCAUUGUUAGCUUUGGGGCUUUGACUGGGGUCCCAAUCGCAGGAGAAAUUCUUCAACGCUGUAAUGGAAAAUACUGGGGACUGAUUGCUUUUGCUGGGUGUGCAUAUGCGGCUGGAAUUGCGUGCUUUUCAGUUGCUGUGUGGUUUCGGCGGAGAGGAAAGGAGGCUCACAGCACGGUCAAAACCAGCUUCGAGACCAGAGAAGAGCCGAUGACUUUAUCCUGA